AUUGUUUUUAUUUUUUAUUUUUUAUUAGACCCAAUAUAUUAAAAUUAAACGUAAGUACAAUGGUGAAUCCACUUGUUGCCGUAUGUCAAAUGACUUCAACAUCUAAUAAGGAUAAGAACUUCGAAAUUGUUUGUAACUUAGUAGCGGAGGCUAAGAAACGAAAUGCCUCUGUUGCUUUUUUCCCCGAAGCAUGUGAUUAUUUGGCCGAUAGUACAGCUAAUGCUGUAUCAAUGUCGGAACCAUUGAAUGGUUGUACAAUUCAGCGUUAUAAAGAAUUGGCUAUGAGAGAAAAUAUUUGGCUUUCGUUUGGUGGAAUUCACGAAACUGUGGCAGAUAAGAAAAAAAUUAAUAAUUCUCAUAUUAUGGUAAAUAACGAGGGAAAAUUAGUAGCGGUAUACAGGAAGAUACAUUUAUUUGAUAUGGAUAAUAAAAAAAUAGGUGUUAGGUUGGUAGAAUCCGACUAUGUUGAAAAAGGUUCUGAAAUUAUUGCCCCAGUAUCGACACCAGUUGGAAAAAUAGGCUUAAGCAUUUGUUACGAUCUGCGAUUCCCUGAAUUAUCCUUUUGCCUUCGAAAUAUGGGAGCACAAAUAUUAACAUAUCCUGCAGCUUUUACGUAUCAAACAGGUGCUGCACAUUGGGAAGUUUUAUUGAGAGCGAGGGCAAUCGAAACACAAUGCUAUGUUAUUGCAGCUGCACAAGUAGGAGCGCAUAAUAAAAAGAGAGUUAGUUGGGGUCAUGCUAUGAUAAUUGAUCCAUGGGGCACGAUAGUUGCUCAAUGUACAGAUAAGCAAGGUAUUGCCGUAGCUGAAAUAGACUUAGAUCUAGUCGAUCAAAUAAGAAAGAACAUGCCAAAUGAAGAACAUAGACGAACGGAUUUAUAUCCAAAAAUGAUAUCCCACAGUUAA
Messenger RNA from Ceratosolen solmsi marchali, 905 nucleotides. RefSeq names its product ntrilase and fragile histidine triad fusion protein NitFhit (gene NitFhit). Bases 60 to 905 code for a protein of 281 amino acids. The record is from RefSeq and is a predicted model, not a curated record. Lineage: Eukaryota; Metazoa; Arthropoda; Insecta; Hymenoptera; Agaonidae. Gene Ontology annotation, biological process: nucleobase-containing compound metabolic process. The transcript is spliced from 5 exons. Gene Ontology annotation, molecular function: hydrolase activity, acting on carbon-nitrogen (but not peptide) bonds, in linear amides; bis(5'-adenosyl)-triphosphatase activity.